AUGCGUUACGCCUACGUCUCAUUGGCGGCUUUCGUCCUUAGCGCUACCGCCGCGCCAUCUUACCCCCGUCCCGACGACGCUGGAAAUGCAUUCAACAGUUUCCCUUUCAUGGCGGGAGGAACUUCAGCUGUAGAUGACGAUGACGAUGGAAUGGAUAGCGCCAUUCCAGCCGCCAUGGAGGCCAUGUAUGCCGUUGAGUCCGCAAAGGCCUAUGGAGUGCAACAGGCUGCUGCUGCAAAGCCAUCCCACGCAGCUGUGCAAUCUGCUGCUCACAAGAUGAUGCAUAAGCCUGAGGCACCUGUCGCCCCUGAGGUUCCUGAGGCUCCUGUGAACCACAAUGCUCCUAUGGAGAUGGCAAAGCCUGCCGAAGAGACCAAGCCUACUGAGGAGCCUAAGCCUGUUGUUGAGCCCAAGCCUACCGAGGAGCCCAAGCCUGUGGUGAAGCCAGAGGUAUCUGAGACUCCCAAGCCGACCGCUCAGCCAUCUCCUUCGGCUGAAGAUGUCGAUAUGCCGGAUCUGGAUAUGCCUGGAUUUGACACAAUGCCUUCCGAGACUCCUAAGCCAACCGAAAAGCCAAAGCCCGUGGUGAAGCCAGAGACAUCUGAGGAACCUAAGCCGACUCAAAAGGCCAAGCCCACCGAGGAGCCCAAGCCCACUGAAAAGCCACAGCCUGUGGUGACACCAGAGGUAUCAGAGACACCCAAGCCCACUGAGAAGGCUAAGCCUACGGAGGAGCCCAAGCCCACUGAAAAGCCAAAGCCUGUGGUGACACCAGAGGCAUCAGAGACACCCAAGCCCACUGAAAAGCCCAAGACUUCUAAGAAGCCCACACCCGCUACGAAGCCAGAGACCUCGGAGACACCCAAGCCAACCGAGAAAGCUAAGCCUACGGAGGAGCCCAAGCCCACUGAAAAGCCAAAGCCUAUGGUGACACCAGAGGCAUCAGAGACACCCAAGCCCACUGAAAAGCCCAAGACUUCCAAGAAGCCCACACCCGUGACGAAGCCAACUGUGUCCGAAACCCCCAAGCCAGCUGAGACGCCAGCUUCUGUGGCCGAUGAUCUGGCUAUGCCGGAUUUGACCAUGCCUGACAUUGACGACAUGUCUUCCGUGGAGCCAUCCGCCAAGUCCAAGCCUUCCCCUACUGAGGAGAGCAUGCCUCUGCCCACCGAGGAAUCCGAGGAUGAUGAUGGCCAGGAUGAGUUUCUUCCCUUUGAGAACGUUGUGCCUCCGAUGCCGCAACCUGUUGCUCCUUCACCCACAUCCCAAGCCGCGGCUGUUGCUCCUUCGUCCACUUCGCAUGUUGUGGUUGCCAAGCCUACACCCUCGCACAGCUCUUCCAUUCCUCUGAUUCCGAAGCCCUCGCCAUCGAGUUCUUCCAGCUCUUCAGCUAGUGUCACUCCGGAGUCCUCGCCCUCGAGCCCUUCCAGCUCUUCUGCUUAUAUCACUCCGAAGCCAUCGCCUCCGAGCUCUUUCAGCUCCAUGGUUAAGCCUACUCCUCUCGCUCACUCGUCCCCGGCUCCUAUGAGCAAGCCGAGUAAGCCGACGUCCACCCCCUUGAUUCCCAGCCGUCACCACGCCUCUCUUUCUGGCUCUGCUACGCCCUCUAGUGACGCGCCUUCCAGCUCCACUCCUACACCAAAGGCAACUGAUGAUGCCCUCGGUGGUCUGGAUAAUCUCGGCGGUGUGUCCCAGCUUGUCGGUGGCCUGCCUCUCCUUGGUGGCCUCCUUGGCAGACUUGGCGGCCGUUAG
This is a messenger RNA of Penicillium pulvis, 1752 nucleotides long. RefSeq lists its product as uncharacterized. Bases 1 to 1752 code for a protein of 583 amino acids. The record is from RefSeq and is a predicted model, not a curated record. The transcript has a single exon. Lineage: Eukaryota; Fungi; Ascomycota; Eurotiomycetes; Eurotiales; Aspergillaceae.